This is a messenger RNA of Linum tenue, 298 nucleotides long. The record is from the annotation of a GenBank genome assembly. Lineage: Eukaryota; Viridiplantae; Streptophyta; Magnoliopsida; Malpighiales; Linaceae.
AAUUACGGCAAUCUGGCGAAGACGGCGAGAUCGACGUUGCGUAGGAUGUUGAACACUUUCAACAAGAAGGGAGCGGUGAAGGAAGCGCCGGAGGCGGUGCAGAAGGAGGUGGUGGAAGGUGGGCUGCUGAGCGACUUCAUCGCAGAAUUUGUAAAUAAAUUUUAUUAUAUCAACGUACAAUUCCGGUGGUUGUGAGCCUUGCGAAGCGAGUAUGAUCUCACUAUGAUGAGCACUAUAGCUGAAUUAAGAUGGAUUGAUAUGCAAUCUUUUCGACGAAAUUUUCUGGUGACUAGAUCUU